Molecule: messenger RNA, 5613 nt
Organism: Mytilus trossulus (common blue mussel)
Lineage: Eukaryota; Metazoa; Mollusca; Bivalvia; Mytilida; Mytilidae
Product: dynamin-1-like
Exons: 28
Coding region: 78-2894 (938 amino acids)
Biological process (GO): receptor-mediated endocytosis
Cellular component (GO): cytoplasm; microtubule; synapse
Molecular function (GO): GTP binding; GTPase activity; microtubule binding
Source: RefSeq, a predicted model, not a curated record
UAUAAGCGGCCUUCGCAUAAUCAUUUGUCCGCCAUGAAGUAACUAUUUGGAGUGAAAGACAGACGGAAGUAACGAAAAUGUCAGGAAAUGUUGGCAUGGAGCAGCUUAUUCCCAUUGUGAAUAAGCUGCAGGAUGCCUUUUCAUCUCUAGGAACACCACUAUCUUUAGAUUUACCUCAAAUUGCUGUAGUAGGAAGUCAAAGUGCAGGAAAAAGUAGUGUACUGGAAAAUUUCGUAGGAAAAGAUUUUUUACCCAGAGGAAGUGGUAUAGUAACAAGACGACCUUUAGUUCUACAGUUAAUAAAUUCUAAAGCUGAAUAUGCAGAAUUCUUGCACCAGAAAAACAAAUAUUAUUCCGAUUUUGAUCAAGUUCGGAAGGAGAUUGAAAUGGAAACAGAUCGUGUUACCGGUGGAAACAAAGGCAUCUCUAAUAUACCUAUUAAUCUUAGGGUUUACUCCCCUAAUGUACUCAACUUAACCUUGAUAGAUUUACCAGGUAUGACCAAGGUAGCCGUUGGUAACCAGCCCCAAGAUAUUGAAAUUCAGAUCCGUAAUAUGGUGUUAGAAUUCAUAUCAAAAGAGAGUUGCCUGAUUUUAGCUGUAUCCCCAGCUAACACAGAUUUAGCCAAUUCUGAUGCUCUGAAAAUAGCGAAAGAAGUUGAUCCACAAGGUAUACGAACCAUUGGUGUUAUAACUAAGUUAGAUUUAAUGGAUGAAGGAACUGAUGCAAGAGACAUUCUAGAAAACAGAACUUUACCACUGAGGAGAGGUUAUAUGGGUGUGGUUAACAGAAGUCAGAAAGAUAUAGAAGGUAGAAAAGACAUCCGAGCUGCCUUAGCAGGAGAGAGGAAAUUUUUCCUUAGUCAUCCAGCAUAUAGACACAUGGCUGAUAGAAUGGGAACACCAUAUCUUCAAAAAAUCUUGAAUCAACAGUUGACCAAUCACAUUAAAGAUACCUUACCAGCCUUGAGGAACAAGUUACAGUCUCAGCUAUUGGCUAUGGAGAAAGAUGUGGAAGAAUUUAAAAACUUCAGACCUGAUGAUCCAGCCAGGAAAACUAAAGCAAUGAUGCAAAUGUGUACACAGUUUGGUAGUGAUUUUGAGAAGACUAUAGAAGGUUCUGGAGCAGAAAUAAGUACAUUAGAAUUAAGUGGUGGAGCUAAAAUAAACAGAAUUUUCCAUGAAAGAUUUCCCUUUGAACUAGUCAAGAUCUACCAAAAAGAUAGUAUAUGUGAAAGAGAAAUACGCAGAGAAAUAAUGUAUACAAUAAAAAGUGUACACGGUGUACGAACUGGAUUGUUCACACCUGAUAUGGCAUUUGAAGCUGUUGUGAAAAAACAAAUAGAUAAAUUAAAGGGACCUUCAUUAAAGUGUGUUGAUAUGGUGAUUUCUGAGUUAACAAAUGUUGUUCAUAAAUGUUCUUCAAAGAUGACAAGAUAUCCACGGUUACGAGAGGAAGUAGAAAGAAUUGUUAAUACAAGGAUUCGAGAACAGGAACAAAGAGUCAAGGACCAAUUAUUAUUAUUAGUUGAUGUACAGCUAUCAUAUAUGAACACUAAUCACGAGGAUUUUAUAGGAUUUGCAAAAGCACAAGACAAAUCAGAAAAUACUGCUAAAAGAAAAGUUGGCAAUCAGGUUAUCAGAAAAGGAUGGUUAACAUUACACAAUAUAAGUUUUAUGAAAGGAGGAUCAAAAGAAUUCUGGUUUGUUUUGACAACUGAAUCCCUGUCAUGGUUUAAAGAUGAGGAGGAGAAAGACAAGAAGUACAUGUUAGGAGUAGAUAACCUUAAAUUACGGGACACUGGUGACUCAGGAAUCCUGGGCAGACGGAAAGGUUUUGCCCUUUUCAAUAAUGAGAACAGAAAUGUAUAUAAAGAUUAUAAGCAAUUAGAAUUGUCUGGAGAAUCACAAGACGACAUUGAUAGUUGGAAGGCAUCAUUUCUCAGGGCAGGAGUAUACCCUGACAGGUCACAGGAAGAAGGAAAUACAAGUGCUAAGGACGAUAUAGGUUCUAUGGAUCCACAGCUCGAAAGACAGGUUGAGACCAUUAGAAAUUUAGUAGAUUCCUACAUGAAAAUAGUGAACAAAACUCAGAGAGAUCUGGUACCUAAAACCAUCAUGUUCCUAUGUGUAAACAAUGUACAAGAGUUUAUAGGAGCAGAAUUAAUGGCACAUUUAUACUCGACUGUUGAUCAGCAAUCAUUAAUGGAGGAAUCCCAAGAAGAGGCUCAGAGAAGGGAGGAGUUGUUGAGAAUGUAUCACGCCACAAAGGAAGCUCUGCAUAUUAUUGGUGAUAUAAAUGUGACAACGAAUUCUACACCUACGCCCCCUCCUGUAGAUAAUGACUGGUUACACAUUGAUCAAACUACUAAUGGAGGUGGGUCAAGACCAUCAUCACCGAAACCAUCUAGGGGUGGACCACCACCACCAUUGCCCAAUCGACCAGGUCCUGGUGGAUCAUCAAUGCCAAACAGACCGGCACCAUCCAUUCCAAACAGACCAGCACCAACAGCACCGGGAGGUGGACCACCAAUACCUGCUUUCAACCAAAGUGGCCGAGCAUCCAUUUACCUAGCUCAGCAGGCAACUAAAGGUGCUGCCCCCUAUGCUGGAGAAAUAGCCCACAGUGCUGCCCCCUAUGCUGCAGAUAUUGCAAAAAGUGCUGCACCCUAUGCUGCGGAUGCUGCUAGAAGUGCAGCACCAUUCAUAGCGCAAGGAAUUGCACAAGGAACAAAAUCAUAUUUAUCAAAUCAGUAUGGAUCUCAGCGAGGAACAAAAUCAUAUUUAUCAAAUCAGUUUGGAUCUCAGCGAGGGCGCCCUAGUUCUGCUGGCCCACCAGGUGUUCCAAAAAUUCCUGAUAGACCAUCUAUACCAUCCAGACCAAACUUGUUAUAAUUAUUGGACUAAUUUUAGGUCAAGUUCAUCGUAAAAAUUGACAGUUAUAUAAAAAACAACACCAGUUCAAAUCAAUCAUACAAGGCUCUUGAUAAAAGAUGUCUGUUCAAUGCCACUCAGAUGUGUGGCAAUCAGAAGGACAUGUUAAUGUGUAUCACUAUAGUUCAAACUUUUAUUUAACAUGUACAUUGAUAAAUAUAUUUAUAGUUUAGUUGCAGGUCUAUUCUAUAAAAUGCCUAAAAAUGAAUGAUGAAAGUCAGUAUUGGAAAAAUGAAAAACGUUCAGGAAUUUGUGCAUUAUCGUUAAAGAGAUGGUCGUAAAAUUAUUUAUUCAAAGUAUAUAAGCAAUGUAAUCAUUACCAUGGCAACUAAUUGUUUUAUAGGAAAAACAAAUGUGAUAGAAAUGUUUUUGUAUUCAUUACAGAAUUCCAUUUUACUGAAAUGUUAGAUAUGCAAUUAUUAAAAAAAUAUUGUUCUUUUGUAUAAUACCUGGAAUUUAUCUCAGUCUAGAUAAUUCAGUAAUUUGUUCUCAUAAUGAAAACGCAUGAAAUAUUUGCCCCUGUUUGUGAGGGGAAUGAGAUUCAUUCAAUCAAAAUUUAAAAGGCACACAACAUUAAAAGAGCUUGAAUUUUUCUUUGACAUGGCAGAGUUCUUGAGUUCUUGAAAUUCGGUGGUCCGAAGAUCCUGACCACCAAAAUUUGACAAGGGACUGACACAAUUUGGGCAUUAUGCAAUGAACAUAAUAGUGAGGACCAAUGUUGGGAAAAGAUUUGGAGGACUCUGUUUAUAACACAAUCCAUGAAAUUGUAGAGCCUUAUAUCAAGACAUUAGUCCAGACAUAACAAAUGGUAAAAUUACAAGCAGUUUGACCUGAUUAACUAUAGUUUGGUUAAACUCAAAAGGAAAACAUCAUGUAAGAGCAGAUUUGCGUUGCCGAAGAUAGCAUAUCUACAUUGUGUGAGUUCAAGGAAAUAAUCAAUUCAUUAGAUUACCUUUUGGGUUUUGUAACAUUUUGACUGAGAGCAUGUUCAUGUUUAUGCAAAAGAACACUAUUAUGUAUAGGAUUUGUGUAAUGUUAUGUUGAUAGUUUUUGUUGUUAUGCUUUCGAUACUGUCUCUUUAUCCAUUUAUAUAUAAUGAUAAAUAAGUAACUGUAUAUUAUGUAUGCUAUAAUCAACUGUUGUCUUCACCACUUACUGUCCUCCACACAAGUUCAACACUACAUGUAUACGAUAAUUGCUAUCAUUAAUGCGAUAUAUGUAUAUGUAUUACCAUUUACUGUCCUGUUUCAAAUAUAUGACCUGAAUGGGUACUUUAUCAAUGUUUUUUUUCAGGCAGGAGAUAGACCUCAUGUAUACUUGCUUCUCUUUUUUGUUAUUUUGAAAGCAUAUUUAUACGAGACAUGACCUAAAUGAUAAGUAAUUGACUGAAUUGGUAGAUUAGGAUUCAGGUCAAACAUUUAAUUCAACUUUUAAAAAAAUACAAUUUCUGUCAUUUCAUAGCAUUGGUGUGUUUACAAUUAAAAAGAACUAAAUGGAUAAGCUUUUGUUGAGAAAUCCCUGUUGGUAGAACAGUGUAAAAUACUCAUAUGUGUUAGGGAUGAAAUGUGUUGUCAGCUAAAAUCACUUUUCCAUAUCAAGCAAAUUCUUUUGUAUCUAGAAAGUAGAAAAUACCUCAUUUUGUUUGAUCUAAGAUUAUUAUAUUCAACUUCAACUAAUUGGCCCAUUUACAUUAAAGUGAAGUGCUGAAUCAUCACAAUAGCCAAAUUGGAUACAAGUGAUUACAGUAGAAUCAGCAUUUAUGAUUGUUAUUUGUAUGGCAACAUAACAUUACACAUAUAUAUUAUGUAUAGGUUUGUGUGUAUAUUUCUGUACAAAUAAUCAAGUUAUUUAUGUUAAAUAGUAAUGAUUUUAAGCUAUAAUCAUGAUAAUUCAUAUCUUGUAUAUAUCUCUUGGAAGUGUUUGAUAAGAUUAUUAUCACAAUUCCACAAUUCAGUUAUAAAUUUCAUUAAAAUUAUUAUUCCAAAUACUUUAAUUUCUCAAAAUUUAAUUUAUUACAUUAUGAGAGAUAUGUAUUUUGAGAUUUUCUAUUGUCUUUUUGGGUGUAAUUGGUCUCUAACUGGAAUAAAGUUUCCUUAUACACAUCACAGACUUCAAUACUAGUUGGUGGCAUAUACUGUUAUCUGCUAAUUGGUCGGCUUGAUGUCUCUUUGACAUUCCCCAUUUCCAUUCUCAAUUUUAUAUUGCUCUGAAAUUGAUCAUGAGCUGCCAUUCCCUGUGUUAUUAUAACAACUGCCAGUAUUACAAUCGUUCAUAGGACAUUGUUUGACUCUGUCAAGGUUUUCACUCUUGAUCUAAGUUUUUCUUCAAGCUUUUGACAUUCUUCAGUCACAGGCAUAUAAAAUAUGGUAUUUCAAUUGACUUGACCUUCUUUGCAGAUUAUUAUCAGUAUAAUACAUCAAGUUUCAAAUGUACACCAAUUUAAAAAUCAAAAGCAAGAUUUACAAAUUCCAUUUAAUUUUACAGUUGAGAGUUUAGGUUAGGGGUACAUGUUAAUUUUACACAUUAAACAAUUGAAUGCUGCAUUAAUGAGAUAUCUGUACAAGAUAGAAUUUGAAGGAUUAGUCAUACAAUUGUGCAAUGUUGUAAUAUAAAGAUGUAAAAACUUUGUGAUAUAUGAAUGUAAAUUGAUAUUAGAUUAAAAGAGAUGUAUAAAAAUUGA